AUGUACUCUGCUCCGACGUUAUCUUCAUCCGGAAGCUCCCUCUUAUGGCGGAACCGUACUACACCUCCACCUCCGCCUUCGUUCAAAGCUUUCUCUUUUCCCUUCUCUUCCAGUUUAGGGUUUAUCCACAGAACAUCAAUUUCCCAUCUUUCUCGUUCCGCUCAAAUUUCCUCCCUGGCGCAGACCCAGCCUGCCCCUGAAUUCAAUCCGUCGUGGUAG
This is a messenger RNA of Microthlaspi erraticum, 219 nucleotides long. NCBI's taxonomy places the organism in Eukaryota, Viridiplantae, Streptophyta, Magnoliopsida, Brassicales, Brassicaceae. The record is from the annotation of a GenBank genome assembly.